Molecule: messenger RNA, 1398 nt
Organism: Nipponia nippon (crested ibis)
Lineage: Eukaryota; Metazoa; Chordata; Aves; Pelecaniformes; Threskiornithidae
Source: RefSeq, a predicted model, not a curated record
AUGGACUUGGAGCAGAGCGAUGCCAAUGCUGCAGCAGCAGCCAGAGCCACAGGGAAGAACGAUCAGGCCUGCUCCGGCAGCGGCCCCCCAGCACUGCAGCCACGGCGCCAGUUGCUCCUGGAGCACUCAAACCCUGAAGAGGCCCAGGCUGGAAAGAAGCCGGGGGCCAAGCUGAAGUCUGGCAGCUGCAGCCCCACGUGCAUCACACUUGUGCGCCAGCACGCCUGUGUGCAACUACCCAUGGAAAUGUGUCCCAGCGCUGGCAGCCCACCGGAUGCCGACGGGGCGGAGGGAGAGGCUGACCCUGAGCAUGAGCCUGUGCGGGAUGUGGGGGCUGAGGCUCCCCAAAAAGCCAAGGAGCUGGAGCUGAUGGAAAACAUCUUGACGAGCAAGCAAGACGAGAGCUGGGAGCAGCGGGGCCCCCGGGCCUCCUUUGCCCGCCAGGAACGGAGCCGCCUGCUUUGGGAGGAUGUCAGCGUCAUGGAGGAGGAUGCCACCAAAGUCACCGCCCUGAAGCUGCGGCUGGAUGAGUCCCAAAAAGUGCUGCUCAAGGAGCGGGAGGACAAGCUGGCACUCAGCAAGAACAUCGAGAAGCUGGAGGGCGAGCUCAGCCAGUGGAAGAUCAAGUACGAGGAGCUCAACAAGAACAAGCAGGAGGUGAUGAAGCAGCUCAACAUACUGAAGGAGAUCCACCAGGACGAGCUGGGGCGCAUCUCCGAGGACCUGGAGGAUGAGCUGGGCGCUCGUUCCAGCAUGGACAAAAAGCUGGCCGAGUUGCGUUCAGAGAUGGAGCGGCUGCAGGCAGAGAACGCAGCUGAGUGGGGCCGGCGGGAGCGGCUAGAGACAGAGAAGCUCAACCUGGAGCGGGAGAACAAGAAGUUGCGGGCGCAGAUCGAGGACCUGGAGGAGGUCCUGGCUCGCAAGCGGCGCCAGACAGCCAGUGCCCUGGACACCGACCUCAAAACCAUCCAGGCUGAGCUCUUUGAGAAGAACAAGGAGCUGGCUGACCUGAAGCACAUCCACAGCAAGCUGAAGAAGCAGUACCAGGAGAAGAUGGCUGAGCUGGCCCAUGCCAACCGCCGCGUGGAGCAGCACGAGGGAGAGGUGAAGAAGCUGCGCCUGAGGGUGGAGGAGCUGAAGAAGGAGCUGGCCCAAGCUGAGGAUGAGCUGGAUGAGGCCCACAACCAGACGCGGAAGCUGCAGCGGUCGCUGGAUGAGCAGACGGAGCAAAGUGAGAGCUUCCAGGUGCAGCUGGAGCAUCUGCAGUCCCGGCUGCGGCGGCAGCAGAGCACCCCGCUUUUCGGCAAGAUGCGCAGCACCCGUUUCGGCCCAGAUGACGCUGGGGACGGCACCAGCGACCCCGAUGAGGACGAGGACCUGCAGAUCCAGGUGCCCUAG